Molecule: messenger RNA, 7701 nt
Organism: Phlebotomus argentipes
Lineage: Eukaryota; Metazoa; Arthropoda; Insecta; Diptera; Psychodidae
Gene: Mrtf
Product: myocardin
Exons: 5
Coding region: 289-3537 (1082 amino acids)
Source: RefSeq, a predicted model, not a curated record
UCAUCCACGAGACAGCGCGAUUGGCUUGGAGAGUGCACGAAUACCCUUUUGACCGGCUCCCGGGGACAAUUGCUUGGACAGUCGUCGCGGGAGUGGGCACGUCCAGAGUUUUCGGAUAGCGUGGAUGGACCUGUAUCGUGGCGUUUGACGCUCGAUCAGGAUCUUAUUGACACGCUGCAACGAAGUUUUCCAAAUUGGUUCAAUUCCACGGCCAUUUGUGAGUCGGACUCGGAGAAUAUUUCCACGAAUUACCACUUUUCUGAGCAAUUGCUGACAUCCAUUGACAGAAUGGCUGAAGGCGAACGUUCAGCAAAUACAUCAGCAUCAACGGACAAUACGAGUUCAUCACUAACAAGUGGUUUAAAUACAAGACACUCACCGCCCAAAGCUGUUGUCGAUUCCAGUCCGUUGCAGCCAGCGAUGGAUAAGAACAAAGAAUCUCUGAAAGUGAAGCUAAUGAUGCGAAGACCCAUCACUCAGCUGGUGGAACAAGGGAUUCUUCCACCCUUGAAAACAUCACCGGCAAUUCAUGAGCAACGAAAGCAACUUCAGCGGGCGAAAACGGGAGAUUUGCUGAAGGCGAAGAUCCAGCAAAGGCCUGAUCGACAGGAGCUGGAGCGUCGUCACAUUCUGGAGCACGAUGAGAGUCAUGUGGAUCCGAGUCUGGCGGAGAAGCAGCGAAUGCUGAAGAAGGCUCGACUGGCGGAUCAGUUGAAUUCGCAGAUAUCACACCGUCCGGGACCAUUGGAGUUGAUCAAGAAGAACAUCCUGCACACGGAGGAGCCCAUCGAGAGGAUCGUGAAGGAGGGUUUGGUGACAUUCAAGGCGACCAGCGAGGGUUUGCUGAGUCGCCCACAACAGCCCCACAGCUACAUCACAUUCGAGGAGGAUAGUCAGAGCUCUGAGGGCGAUCAGCGCUCGAGUCCGGCGCGGGGCUCCUCGGCUGGAAGUGAUGUGAUUGAGACGGCGGCAGCGUCGGCGGGAAUUGUCACGGUGGCGCUCACGAUUCCCACCACGGGUGGAGCGGUGAUGGUGACAUCUGCCACGCCAGUGCUUCAGAGCAAAUUCCACUCGCUCCUCGCACCAUACGUGUCUUCGGCUCCGCCACCGCCGCCGCCCCUGCCAAUCAAGAGUGAGACAAUCCAGAUCAACUCAGAGACACCGCAGAGAUUUGCGGAGUUGUGCCAAUCCGUGGUGGGAUAUGUCACGACGAAUUCCACUUUGAUUCCAAUCGCUCCGGCGCCCAGUCCGUCAUCACUGGCCUCCACAAGUUCCAGCCUCAGUCCUAUAUCGUCUGUGCCUUCGCCGCAGCAGCCCGUCAGACCGCCCAUUGUGGCCGUGACGCCGAAGUCCGAUGCUCCGGGCAAGGAUAAGUACCGGAAGAAGAGCAAGAGCAAACCAGUGGUGAAGGCGAGACCCAUUAAAUUCCACGAAUACAAGGGUCCACCGAAUGCACAGAAAGUCAGUUCCCUGGUCAGCAGUGCGCAGACGGAAGAGACGUCUUAUCAGUUGCUGCUGAAGCAGCAGAAUUGUCUGCUUGAGUAUCUCGAAGGACUGAACAAGACAUCGACUCAGUUCAUCCAGCAAAUGCCCAUAAAGUGUGAGUCCUCGUCGAAUAGUGUGAUCUCUCAGCCGAUUCCUUCGCCCGCUCACUCUGUGGCCUCGUCCACGACCGAGAGCUGUGCCGGCAACUUCCCGGAGAUUUCCAGCACGGCGGCGGAAAUUGCCAAGCUGGAGAAGAUGAAGGUGUACGACCUGAAGCUGCAGCUGAAGAAGCGGAAUCUGCCAGUGUCUGGACCCAAGCCGCAGCUCAUUGAGCGCCUGAAGCCUUAUCUGCCGCUGGAGCCCGUGUCAAUUGCACAGGGAGAUUCUGUGGUGAGCAGCGAGACGACAGAUCUCGAUGUGGUGAGUUCGAUGUCGCCGGAAUCUGACGAACCGGAGAACAUGGAUGUGCAGUCGUACGAGAUGACGAUGGAGGAGAUGUCGCCGGUGGUGAUGAAUGAGGAGUUAGUGAAAGAGCAGCAGAGGAAGAUUGACGAACUGCAGCGGAAGUUGAAGGAGAGUCAGGAUGAGUUGCUGCAGAUGAAGCAGUGUCAACCGCCAGUGAAUGAGCCGCCAGCUUUGACGCAGAAAAUGAUUGUGAAGCAGCAACUCGAGGCGAAGAUACAGAAGGAGAAGCUGCAGCAGCUGGAGAAUCUGAAGAGGCAGCAGAAGCUAGUGGAGGUGAAGACGGAGCCGCAGCAGCAGCAACAGCCUCAUGUGCAAAUCACAGAUGCGCAGUUGCAGCAGAUUCAGGGCGCUGGUGGGAAGGGCAAUGUGGAGAUCGUGUGGAACGGUGAGCCGACACUCCUGCUGGUGAAUCUGAGGGACAAGAAGGAGAACAUCAGCCAACAGACAUCCAUUCCAAGAAUACUGGUGCCCAUUGCCGCGGCCAAGGCGGCCGAUGUGAAGCCGCAGGAGAUUCAAGUGGUGGGCGUGAAGUCUGAACCGCUGCACUUCGAUGAGAUGUCAGCGGGUCAGGCGGAAGCACUGAAGUUCAUCACGACGCAGGCCAAUGCGGCGGCCACGAGUACCACGACCACGAAGGCGAAUGGGAAGAUUCCACACAGGAAUUCACAAUUGAUCACAGAUGUGCUGGAGAUCUUGAUAAGGAAUGGCGAACUUCCUGAGUCAGCAGCACAGAUUCCUGUCACGCCAACGACGCCGGGAACAACGGCUGCCGGAGCGCCUCUGAUGGAUGGCAUUGUGUUCACGAAGUCACGCAUGCAGGCGCCGCCGGAAGCUGCACAGUUUGCGAGUGGUCAGGAGAAUGGAGAUGGUGUGGAGAAUAUGGAUCUCUUGUCACCGCUGCAUCCGGAUCCGGCGAUUGAUGCUGACAAUGCGGUGAACACACUCAAUAUGUUCCUGGAACAGUCUUCGGCGGGCCUGGAGAGCAGCGGAAAGGAUUGCGAUGCCGUGGAUCUCAAUCACUUUGACGAUCUUGCAUUUAUGGAGCUCAUGAGUCAUCAGAUGGACAUGGAUAUUACGGAGGACAGUCCAACAGAGCCGCCACAGGCGCCGCCGCCGCCCUACAGCAGAGCCAGGCGCGAGAUGAAUCCCAGUCUUCAGCCGUCACUGUCGGAGCUGAUCCAGCAACAGUCGGCGAGUGGCUUCUUCAAUGGGGCGCAAGUGACAGCGUCGAGUGGAAACAAUAAUCUGCACACAACGCCGCUGAGUAAUAACAAUUUGGUGAAUGAAAUCCAGAUGGAGAUGGACGAAUUCUCCAAUUCACUCCCACCAUUUGACUUUCCCGCUCUCGGUGGGGCGCUGAGCCACGAUGUGGACAACCCCACGCCGCACUUCACCUUUGCCACCACUGCUGAUGACGCGCCGCCGACCACGAGUGUGGUAACGUCGCACUGUGGUGCUGAACAGAAUCUCUAUGAUGCCACCCACGUGGCCAUGCAGCAGGACAAUCUACUGGAUCUGCUCAGCUUCGAUGACCUCAGGAUGUCCGGGGAGUCGAUGCCGUGGAGCGAAGUGGACUUUGCCGUGUGAGAGGACAAACACACCACACAACAAGUGAUGAGAAUCUUCCGGGAGGACACAAUCGCAGUAACUAUGAAUCAUUUUCUAAUACUUGUUAUAAACACACACACAAAAUAUUAUAUUUAAUCCACUAUUUAAGAGCGCAACAAUGCGGUGAAUAUUUCAGAAAUAUUCACACCGCCGAAACACUCAACUAACGUGUGAAAUUGUACGCCCAGAGAGAGAGCUGAGAAGCGUUUAUUUAAUAGGAGAGCUUAACAUUGAUUUAAGACGAUUCACUUCAGCAUAAUCCAUCAUGACCAAUAAAUAUGUAGGAGAGUGAGUGGGUGGAAGUGUGCAUGCAAUUCUAAUCACACUUUAACAACAAUGGCCCCAAUUCUGGCAGCGUUGAUAGAGAGCAAGAUAUCAGGGUGUCAAAUAAUUGUAAAAUCAAGAUUAUGGCAUUCUCGAAGAGUUGAAAUCAUGAUAUCUUGAUGGCAGAAUUGAGGCUAAUAUCUCUUAUAAAGUCUCUAGAAUGCAUAUGCGAGGAGGGAAAGAGGAGAAGUUCUAAGUGAAUAUCCAGGCGUAGAGUUCGAAAUAAGAUUAAAUACUUGACAAGAGAUCAUUCAGGAUGUGUAAAAUCCUUAGAAAUAGGAAUAAAUUUCUCCUUGAGAAAUCACUUAUAAUAAACACUUAUAGAUUUGAUGAAAAGGAAAGCAUGAGAAAAUAUUCUAGUUAAAUUUUUAACAAUUAAUUCCAGUGAUUUUUUUAUUGAAUAAUAAUUAUAAAGAAGUAACUUAAAUAUACAGUGCAAGAGAGAAACAGAAAGAGAGAGAGAGAGAUGUGAAACAACAGAUGAAAUAAUAACAAAAUAUUCGAGAAAGAACCAUUAAUAAAUUGAAGUGCCUGCAAUGUCAUUGUGCAUCGUCAAUGAGAUUAGAGAAAAUUUUACUUAACGUGUGUUUCACAGGAAAAUACAAUUAAAAAAAAACAAGGGGAUUUUACAGAAAUUCACUUCGAUAAGGCUUUUUAUCAAGUGUGCGAUUGUAAAGUUUCCUUGCUGAGAAUUCACAGGAGAGAAUUUUUUUAAGCGAAGUAACAUCAUUAAGUAAAAAUAUUGAUAGUAAUGCAUGAAUGAUUGUCCGAUAAUUGUAGACUUGUAAUGUCAUAGGAUAACUCGUGUGUGAGAAGAUGAACUAAAGGAGAGGCACAGAAGGAGAGAUGAUGGCAAUCGAGAGAAGACGUGGAGAAGACACAAGAAGGAGAGAAAAAUUCAAUGUUGGGAAUAUAUCGAAAAUGCGAAAAUGUUGCUCUGCGAUGCUUCUUGUUUUACGUUUUCUCGCUCAUCCUUUAAUUUUAUUUUCUCCCCGUUUAAGAUUAAUGGUAAUACCAUCCUAUUCUCACGUGAAUGGAAGACAGAGGUGAAGAGGAAGAGCUGAAAAAUCUAAUUAAUUUUAUUUUUACGCUCUGCACAGUGUAGUCGUUUUUUCUGCUGACCAUUAGUACUCUGAAGUCAUGGGAGAGAGAGAAGUGAGAUAGGAGAGGAACUCCUCUAAAAGCAACCAAAAUUCAUUACAUGAGUCAAAACAACUCUGCAAUAUGUGUAGGAUUUUUUGGGCGGUUUUGCUAGAUUCCACUGUGUUCGUUUUUUGCUCAUUUAUCCGUGGCUGAAAUGCGUUGGUGAUCACGUUUACUUCACUCUCAUCGCGUCUCUUGCCAAUUCCCGUGUGCGGCUUUUUAAUCUCACUGCAGGAAAUCGGCGGGCUUUGCAUGCGAGAGUGAACAAUCCUUGACGAAUUUGAGUUACGACAUGGUGAAAAUGUGGAAACUCAAUAUUUCCAAUGACCACCUGGACAUGCCAAUGUCGCUCAGGUGUUUUCCAUUCUGAUCAUCGUGCGAUGAUCACACUUGCCAGCCCACGCUCUCGCGGGCCGUGAACGUUAAUUGUGGAGUUGAAAAAUAUGAUUUCUGGGUGUAAACAAAUCGCGUGAGAAUAGCAAGUUGGAAUUGUAUUUGUUCAGUUUGUUAUUUGGUUUUGGUGUUUCAAAUAAUUAAAUUUUGCAGAUAUUUCAAACACUAUGUGUGAUGUAACACGAUGAAGAAAUAGAGCCACAAUGUAUUCUCUGGGUUUUAUUGCCAAUUUGAGAUGUUGCUUACAGUGAUCUUCAAUAGAUUAUGUGGAGAUACUCAAAGUCUGUUGCUCGCAGUGUCAAUUUGUAGAGAAUACAGAUGAAGAGAAUUUGAUUGAAACUCGAUUAGCUCUUGCAGGAGAAGAAGGUUUCGCAUUUUGCAUCAAUAUUUCAUCUGCAAGAAUAUAUAAAUUAACUAAUAGAUGAAAUUAGUAGAUGGUUUUUCUCGCCUAAAUUUAAUUCCAUCUACUUUGCAAGUCCUUUAAACGCUUGUCCGAACUUUAAUGGUCUUUUGUAGUGAUUUAACCAUUCCCUUUUGCCUGACACAUUCUUCCAUUUGUAUGGCAAAUGAUUAAAAUCUCACUGGUAUUCUUUCACAGUUGAUAAAUGAUGAGAGUUGAGAAAUGAAAUCCAGAAAUUGUAUUACCUAUUCAUCCCCGAAGAAUUUCUCACAUGAAUACUAACAAUUCCACCCUCACUUUUGCUCUGUCAUGACUUGGUGUGAAUUGUGAAUGGGCGGAGAAUAGGAACAAUUAUGAGAAUAAUUGUGCAAUAAUUGCUAACAUAGCUAAUUCAAUUUAGAGAACGUGAAUCGCGUGAGAUUUUUCCACAACGGUCUUUUCUCUCUCACUUCUUGAUCUCCUGAGCUUUGCUCCGUGCCGGAAAGCCUGUGCGGAUGGUCUGGGCAGGAGGUGUAUAAUGGCACAAUGAGUGUGAGGGGUGGAUAUUCGCGGGGGUGGAGUGUCUCCACGGAGGAAUCCCCAAAAUUAAUGAAUAUGAAGUAAUAUAAAAUGGCUCUUUUGGAAAACCGGCAAGAGAAGUGAUUAAAUUCUUGUAUAGAAAUUGGUAUGGAAGAUGAGAAAGAGAAGAGGCAUUCAGCGAGUGGUGAGGAAUAAUUUAUGCAUUUAAGAUGGGGAUAAUGUGGCGAGAGUGAUAAAAAUAAUAAAGCAAAUCCCGUUCGGUGUGAAUUUGCCGAGGACAGGAUGGGAGAGCACAAAAAGUGGCUCAGGGACAUUUGUCAACUGGCGGAUGUGUCCUCGAGAGGUGGGCGGGGGUGGAAAAGGGCUGAAAUGUGUGAAUGUGUGUGUGUGUGUGAAGAUUUACAAGUUAAUAUGUACAGAAGAAAUGAGACAAGACAAAGUCGCACAAAAUGCUUCCAUAAAUAAAAAAUGAUUAAAGUUAAUGCAAAACGGAAAAAUAUAGCAAACAUUUUCCCUUCCCUUCGGCCUGGCGUGUGUCGCCGUGCGUGUAAUUUUAUACUCCUUUCGCCUCUCGUUCGCCCCCCGUUAUUGAGGGGGCGGCGCCCGAGGCGGGGAGGCGAGAGGGGUGCACAGAAACUUACACGUUGACAAAGUGGAGGGAAAAAUGUUGAGCUUUCCAUGCUGAACCCCCAAAAUAUUGCCACUGGGGUUGAGUUCAAUGUGAGUGAAUUGAGAGCGAAGGGGGGUGCGUGAGGGGGUGCAUGAGGGGACAAAAAGCUGUGCGUGUGGCUGGAGAGGGAUGAAAAUAAUAACUACAAGUUCGAUGAUAAUAUAAAGAGAAGAAAGGAAAAAAAACUACGAUAUAGAGUCUAAUAAAUUACGUUACAUAAUAAUAAUAAAUUUACUGAGAGUAAAAAGUAAGAGUGAGAGGAGAAAAGUAAUAAAGUGUAAUGAUUAGUAAUUGAUACAGAUCACAUUUUAUUUCUGUUUUUUUCCCCCUGUAUACUGCUUUAUUUGUAUGGAAAACAUGACCCUUUGUCAUUUUCUGUUUACCUCUGUAAUAAUUCUGUUACUCAGAAGAGAAGAAGAGAAACCUCUGAAUGGUUCGUGGCAAAGAUGCAGAGCAUGGAAAACUAUUAAUUUGUCUUUCAUAGAAGAAGAAAAUUUUCUCUAAGCAUAAGAAAAUUGAGAAAAUUAUUUGUGUAUCAGGUGCUGUUCCAAGAUUUUCAUUGAAAAUUUUCAAUUACUUAGCGUUUUAGUCUCUUAUUGAAUAUAGUUAUACUGUGUAAGAAUGCUAUUAAACUUAAUGAUGAGAAUGAGUAUAAUUGCAAAAUAUACAAGAAACAUUUUGAGCAAAACAUAAA